Messenger RNA from Schistocerca americana (American grasshopper), 887 nucleotides. Its product is annotated as trypsin alpha-4-like. Gene Ontology annotation, biological process: proteolysis. Lineage: Eukaryota; Metazoa; Arthropoda; Insecta; Orthoptera; Acrididae. Gene Ontology annotation, molecular function: serine-type endopeptidase activity. The record is from RefSeq and is a predicted model, not a curated record. The transcript is spliced from 2 exons. Bases 1 to 759 code for a protein of 252 amino acids.
AUGAUGUUGCGCCUCCUCCUCGCGGUCCUGUGUCUGGUGUCUUGUGGCCUGGCCGCCCCCCGGCCGGUCAGGGUCAGGGCCAGAGGGGACGGCCGGAUAAUCGGCGGCACUGGCACCGACAUAACUAGCUACCCGUGGAUGGUCUCCAUGCAGAUCAACGGCCACCACUCCUGCGGGGGCUCCGCCAUCAGCAGCUACUGGGUGCUGACCGCUGGCCACUGCCUCUACGGUGCCAACAUCGGAACGUACAGCCUGAGGGCCGGCACCACGACCCGCGAGAGCGGCGGCGUCGUGACCGCCGUGUCGUACGGCGUACUGCACGGCAACUACGACCCCAACACGAUUGACUACGACAUCUCGGUACUGCAGGCAGCCACUCCUUUCCCCGUCGGUGGCUUCAUACAGAGCGUGGGUCUCCCUGCCGAAGGCUACGACCCACCAGGCGGGCUCGCAGUCACCAUCACUGGCUGGGGCGCCACAGCCACCACGGGGUCGGCGCCGGUCAGGAUGAUGAAGGUUGACAUCACCGUCAUCGACCGCGCCAGCUGCGUGUCCAGGUUUGGCGUCACCGACCGCAUGAUCUGCGCCGGCGAGGCCGGCAAGAGCACCUGCUACGGAGACUCAGGCGGUCCGCUCGUCAGUGGCAGCACUCAGGUCGGCAUCGUCUCGUGGGGAAGGGAGCAGUGCGAGUCCGAUGGAGCCGUCUACGCUAACGUCGGCAACCUCCGUUCCUGGAUCAGGAGUACCACAGGAGUCUGAUCAUGUUCUCUCAUUCUAUCUGCAUUAAUGUAAAACGAGUUGCAGCCUAAUUAGUUUUGAUACAAACUCAGAGCUUCUUAAAUUUCAGUCUCCUGCCAAGUUUAGCGUGAUCGUGUGUGUCGUACGUU